AUGGAUUAUGUUGUUUCUGCUUUCUAUAGUGAGAAUGAUGCAUUAUCGGCCAUUUCGGAAAAAUCUAAAGGCUUCCAUGUAGCUAUAGUAGAGGUGAGAGCAGGUAACCAAGAUGGAAGGUUUAAAUUUCUUGAAAGGGCGAAAGACUUGCCUACAAUCAUGACUUCAGAUGUGAAUUGCAUCAGUACCAUGAUGAAGUGCAUAGCAUUCCUUGAGAAACCAUUGUCCAAAGAUAAACUCCAAAACAUAUGGCAACAUUUGGCUUACAAGGCGUUCAAUGCAGGACCAAAGGAUGAAAAUGAACAACUGAUUCAUUUGGAAGAAGUAGGUAUAAAGCAAGAAAUCAUUCAAAAUCAAGAACAUAAUGAGGAGGUAUCAGUUGAAAAUGAUAAAUAUCCAGCUCCAUCAACCCCACAGUUGAAGCAAGGAAUAAGGCUAGUUGAUAAUGAAGAUCAAACUAAUCUCUCAACUGAGAAAGAGAGUGUCGAACAUGAUGGUGAGUCCAAAUUUGUCGAAAUUACUUGUGAUGAUCAUUUAUUUGUUGAUAAUAUUAUUAUGGAGACAAACUCCUACAAGAGUUUGGAUGAGGGAAUCAACAAGCCUUCAAAUAAUGAAUGUUGCCCCGAUCCUAAAAAUGAUGGUAAGAAGCAAAACGAAGCAUGCGAGCAUCCUGUUUCACGUUCUAGUAAAUCCGGUCGAAGAAAGAUCAAGGUAAAGAUGAUGAUUGAUAUGGUUUAUUUGAUUAAUCCUGAAAUCACUGUGCCUCAUAGAUAA
Messenger RNA from Lactuca saligna, 774 nucleotides. The record is from the annotation of a GenBank genome assembly. NCBI's taxonomy places the organism in Eukaryota, Viridiplantae, Streptophyta, Magnoliopsida, Asterales, Asteraceae.